This is a messenger RNA of Yamadazyma tenuis ATCC 10573, 1740 nucleotides long. RefSeq names its product Ecm38p (gene ECM38). NCBI's taxonomy places the organism in Eukaryota, Fungi, Ascomycota, Pichiomycetes, Serinales, Debaryomycetaceae. The record is from RefSeq and is a predicted model, not a curated record.
AUGUCUACAGAAUUCUCCAAGUUCGCCUCGAGGAGGUCGACGGUCUACUCUACGAAGGGAAUGGUGGCAUCUUCACAGCCUGCUGCCAAUGCUGCUGGCCUCAAAAUCUUAUCUAAAGGGGGUAACUGCGUCGACGCUUGCAUAGCAUUAGCAGCGGCCCUUUGUAUCACAGAACCCGGAUCGACAGGAAUCGGUGGGGACUGCUUCGCUUUGUACUAUAAGAAUUCCACCAAGGAAGUUUUGGGCCUUAAUGGCUGUGGGAGAGCUGCCAAAAACUUGACUAUUCAAGAUGUGUGGGAUGAAUUGAACGAGGGAAAAUCCAUGGCAAGAAUUCCAUAUACAUCUGCUUUUGCUAUAAAUGUACCUGGGGCCAUCGCUGGAUGGUUUGAUGCCUAUGAAUCCUGGGGAUCAGGCAAUGUCAGCUUUGAAGAGAUUUUGGAGCCAGCCAUUGAGUUAGCUGAUAAGGGCUUUGCCGUAUGCGAAAUGGCAGCGAGAAGCUGGAGAAACUCCACCCCAAAGAUUAUCAAACUGAACCCCAAUUUGGAACCCCAAGAUAUCCCGGUUUUGAUUAAUGGCAAAGGCCCCGACGAAGGUGACUUUGUGACCAACAAGUCCAUAGCCAAAGCGUUGGAAAUUAUUGGAGAAAAGGGUAAAAAGGGCUUUUAUACUGGGCCGGUUGCGAAAGCUAUUAUCAACCAAACUGAUUCUAGACACCACAAAUUGACGCUUGAGGAUCUUGAAGCACACACUUCGACAUUUGUAGAGCCUAUCCAGUACGAUUUCUUUGGCUACACGAUUUGGGAGAUUCCUCCUAAUGGGCAGGGUCUUGUUGCCUUGGUUGCAUUGGGGGUGAUCCAAGAGCUUCAUAAGGCUGGGAAAAUAGACGUUUUCCAAUUGGAGCACAACUCGUCCGAAUAUUUACAUUUGCUUAUUGAGACCUUGAAAAUAGGGUUCUACGAAGCCAAUGACUCGGUGACUGAUCCCGAGUUCAAGGAUAUCCCUGUGUCUAAGAUUUUGUCUUCUGAGUAUUUGGAAAAGAAGUCCCAGUUGUUCAGUAAGGAUAAGAUCAUCAAUUCUUCUAUGUUUGGGGUGCCAAUUCCUGAUCCCAAAUUCAAAACUGAUACUACUUACUUCACUGCCUCCGAUGCCAAUGGUGAUGCCUGUUCCUUCAUCAACUCAGUAUACCAGGGGUUUGGAGGAGGUAUUUGUGUGCCUGAGUAUGGCUUUUGUCUCCACAACAGAGGAGCUAAUUUCAAUUUGACCCCUGGAGCUACAAACUGUCUAGAAGGUGGAAAGAGGCCUUACCAUACGAUCAUUCCUUCGAUGAUCACCAAAAAAGGAGAACUUUUCGCUUCUUUUGGAAACAUGGGUGGAUACAUGCAACCAAUUGGACAUGUUCUUCACGUUAUGAAUCUCUGCGUAUUUGGAUUUACUCCCCAACAAUCGGUAGAUCUGCCCCGGUUCUUACUUGAUGCUGAUACUUCGACUCCAGAUUCUGGUUUGGGUGGUGAUGGGCCUGUGAGCACCAAUGUUACUAAUGUGUUAAUCGAAGAAGGGAUUAGCGAAGAGACUUAUCAGAAGUUGACUAAGCUAGGUCAUAGAACUAGCUGGGUAAGAGACAAUGCCCGUACGACAUUUGGCAGAGCUCAGAUCAUCAAGAAUGAGUCGAAAAAUGGACACUUAAUUUAUGCUGCUGGCUCAGAAAUUAGAGCUGAUGGAGCUGCUAUUCCAUUUUUGUGA